This is a messenger RNA of Eurytemora carolleeae, 933 nucleotides long. RefSeq lists its product as uncharacterized. The transcript has a single exon. Lineage: Eukaryota; Metazoa; Arthropoda; Copepoda; Calanoida; Temoridae. The record is from RefSeq and is a predicted model, not a curated record. Bases 1 to 933 code for a protein of 310 amino acids.
AUGAAACUUCUACUAUUAUUAUUAUGUGUUGUAACAUUCUUGAAAACCAAUGCACAAUCCAAGGCAAUAAAAACACCACCAAGUUCUUCCUCAUCUUCAGCUGCAACAAUCCCAUCCAGUGCAUUAUCAACUUCUUCUCCACCAAUAGAAGGAGGGGUUGGAGGGAGAAGUUUGACAGGCAUCAGAGCAACUAUAGCUGCAACGAACCCAUCCAGUGCAUCACCGACUGGAGCAACAUUCAAAUUUGAACCAAUAAAAUCUACUGUUAUUGGAGGUAGAAGAAACUUUGGUUACAGUGCAAUUGGGGGUUUUCUUGACAACAGUUUAACUCCAACCAAAAAUAGAAACCCUCCUAGAUCCAACAACAAGCCAUCUAAUCCAGACAAUCGACCCCAACAAACAUCAAGAAGGAGAUAUGGAAACCAAAGAUCUAAUGUUAACAGAACGUAUAGUGGGUAUUCUCAACCAAGAGCAACACAAUCAAACUCAUAUUCUAGAAGACCGGCAAACCAAGUAUAUGUGAGCAGUGGAUCUAACUCAAAAUAUACUCCACCCACUACAUAUUACACUAAACCAGUAACCAAGACAAAUAUAAACAGUGGAUCUAACUCCCUGUUUACUCCAUCCACUACCUAUUACACUAAACCAAUAACUAAGACCUAUGUAAGCAGUGGAUCUUCAAGUUCAUCUUCCUCUAAACCAGUUUAUGUGAAGAGUGUAUCUACAACUGUAACUAAAUAUCGAGCAUCUUCUACUGAAUCCUGUAGUAGAUCAGCUCUAUCCCUUCUACCAUCAACAGGUGGUUCAGGACACUGUACAUCUAGCUGUAACAGUAUUCUAGGAAGAGAGAAUGCAGAGAAAUGUUGUCAAUCUGCUGAUUCAAUAGAAGCUUAUCCAGUUACAUGCUAUCCUUGUAAAUUAUGCACUUUUUAA